Messenger RNA from Dichotomopilus funicola, 963 nucleotides. RefSeq lists its product as uncharacterized. The transcript is spliced from 6 exons. The coding region runs from base 1 to 963 and encodes 320 amino acids. NCBI's taxonomy places the organism in Eukaryota, Fungi, Ascomycota, Sordariomycetes, Sordariales, Chaetomiaceae. The record is from RefSeq and is a predicted model, not a curated record.
AUGGUCAAGAUUGCUAUCGCCGGCGGCGCCGGAAACGUUGGACAGGAAAUCAUCGACGUGCUUGCCGCGACAAACAAACAUGACAUCUUGGUCCUGUCUCGCAAGGACGCAACCCCCAACGACCUACCCCCCACCGUAACCUGGGUCAAGACAGAUUAUACCAACCUCGACAGACUCACGCAGACGCUGCGCGGGGUGGACACGGUGCUUUCGUUCAUCACAGCACAUAUGGACCCGGGGAGUGUGGCGCAGAAGAGUCUGAUUGAUGCGGCGGUUCGGGCGGGAGUGAGACGCUUCGCGCCGAGUGAGUGGGCGUCGUCAAGCUUCGAGCACAUGCCCUGGAACGACGGCAAGGCCGUGAUCCGGGAGUACCUAGCUGAGUUGAACAAGGAGAAGAAGAUCCUAGAAUACACCCUCUUCCAACCAGGGCUCUUCACCAACUACCUCACCCACCCGUACCGGUCCACCAAACACAUCCAGCCAAUCGAGACCCCGUUCGAUUUAGCCCGGCGCCGGGCGCUGGUCGUCCAAGGCCGUUACGAGGAGGCGCGUAUCACGCUGACGACUGUGGCUGAUCUGGCGCAGGUGGUGGUGCGCGCUGUGGAGUAUGAGGGGCCGUGGCCGGUGGUUGGGGGGAUUCGGGGGGAUGAUAUGACGCUGCGGAAGGUGGUGGAGAUGGGUGAGAGGGUGAGGGGAGGCAAAUUCACCGUCGAAAAACUCAACGCCGACGACCUCAAGGCCGGAGUGGUCAAGUCGAGUUGGAUGCCACAGCCUACCCACCCGUCGUUUACGCCGGAGGAAAUUGCUGCUUUGGCGCAGCGCAUGACAGCGGGCAUUGUGCUGGGAAUAUCAUCCAACACGCUGAGUGUGUCGGAUGAGUGGAAUCAGCUGCUGCCGGAUUAUGAGUUUACCAAGGCGGAAAAGUUUCUGAGGGAGCAGUGGCGUGGGAAAGAGUUAAGGUAG